ACCUGUCUAUCCCUCAGUCUGUCUUUUUGUGAUGUCAAGUACUAAGGGCAUUGCGAGGAUUCUUGACCACUCAGUCUUCAGUUCUAUGCUUAUGACACCAACACUGCAGUUCCAUCUGUUUUAAGAAGUUCUGUUACAUCCUUGGUCCUUUCCAUGGCUCCUUCCCCACAAUCCUCCUCAAAUGUCCCAGCCAGGAGUCUGACUCUUUCCCAAUACGGAUCCCUUAACAAAGCAAACAGCCUCGUCCAAUUCUCAAACCACUCUCCCUUCCCCAGAGUCUUCAAGAAUCUCUCUUUAACCACUACCUCCACUUCCCUCAACCUACCAUUCAAUACACAAUCUUCCAGCACCGGCAGUAAAGUCUUGCAAAAGAAGUCCUUCGUGCCCCAUCGUAACACCACUAUCCUCAGCGCAUGGAUCUGGCGUCUAUUAUCGAGGAAUGAAGGACACAGAAAGUAUGACCACUCGUCGUUGCGCCGCCGUAUUGUUAGAGAGAAGGUGUUGCAGGUGAAGUAGAUGGGUCGAAGUUCGUGGUACAGUUGUGUGUUGGCUAGUAGCAAAUUAUGCGGGAAAGUUGGGUGGAUUGGUUCGGAGAAAGGAGAGGAGAUUGAGGACAGUGAGACGUAGGGUUUUGGUGAGGUGCAGAGUAGUAUGUAGAUUUUGGUGCGAAUUUCUGGGGGAAGAUCGAGGAUUCGGAAAGGUUUGGACAUGGUGUAAAUUUGAGAGUAUUCUUAGAUAACUCAUGGAUACAGAGCCCUGGAAUGAGCUCAGAUACUACAAUACAUAGAAAGCGGCGUAGAUCGAAGGUAUGUAAUGAGCAUCGAACUGUCGUCGCCACAAGCUUGAUGCGAAAGAAG
Cadophora gregata is the source of this 857-nucleotide messenger RNA. RefSeq lists its product as uncharacterized. The transcript has a single exon. The record is from RefSeq and is a predicted model, not a curated record. Bases 154 to 516 code for a protein of 120 amino acids. Lineage: Eukaryota; Fungi; Ascomycota; Leotiomycetes; Helotiales; Ploettnerulaceae.